AAAAUAAGAUUUAAACAUUCUGAGCCUGUUAAGAUUUAAGAUACCAGUAAUUAGGUAUAAAGAAAUAAACGUUUAUCAAUCAAGGUGCCUGUUAAAACUCGUUCACUAGGACAGAGCCCAAGUAGAUACGAUGUAACUGGUGUUCAUUAUGCCCUCUAUAAAGAAGAGGGUUACAGGGUUUAUUAGACAGAUAUCCGGUCCUUCUCAGAGCGGAAAUCGGACUGCUCCUGUAUCUCCUCCGCCUCAGUAUGAGAAGUGUUUUAUCCAGCGGUACCUAGCGGGCGAAAGUAGACCUAAACAACCGGAUAUACAUCAUGCUAAAACUGGACACAGUUUGCCGGUGUACGCAUUGGGCUAUCUUCAACCUGAAGUGUUCGCUGCUUUUACUGGCCCUGAAGGAGGGUUAACAUGCAUUUCCAGAAGUAAAGAUGAAAAUGAGAAGGAGAAACUUUCUGCCCCUGGUGAUGUCGAUUAUAUAGAUAUUGAGGAUGGCCGUAUUAGUAAAACAGCUUCUAGACGCGCCAGUAUUGCUGCUGAAAUGGUGCAGAGCUUUGAAUUGAAUUCUUCAGAAAGGGUUUCUACUGGAGUGGAUAGAACAGAGAGUGCAGAGGACAUUGAUACCAUUAGGGUGUUAAAGUCUCCACAUUUUAUUGACAACUCCAUUAUGACAAUCAGGGUGAUGGACAGAAUAUACAGAGUGGAUUCUUCACAAAGAUCUGCACCUUCUCCUAAUUCAUCUACAGGAGAAAUUUUCCCUGUUGGAGCUAGCCAUGAAGGAAUUACUAGUAUAGUUCGAGGUUCAAUUUCCCAUUGUUCUAGUUCAACAGAUUUAUAUCGGAAACACACUUCAGUAACUCAGUCUUGUUCAACCCCUGCUCGUGGAUCUCUUUCAUCAACCAUAGGAUCCACGUCUUCCUGUGAAGACGUUAGUUCACCACUCUUCCAAACUAGUGAUGCUAUCGAUGUAGACGACCAUUUGGAUUUGAUUGAGACUGAGGACGGAUAUCUCCCUGUGAGAAGUAUUCAACCAUCAGAAAUUACCCCGGAGAGAAGAAGGGUAACGAUAAGUUCUCCGCUAAGAUCUGCACCAAGGCCCAACUUUCUUAAUCUUGCGCCCUCGACUAUUUCCUUCAGUUCGCAGACAGAUUUGGAAUCGAGUUCACAUCAUAAUGAAAAUGAAUCUACCACAGCCACUAAAAUGUACAAUCCGAGUUCUAGGAUUAAUUUUGAGAAAUCUAAUAUAUCUCCAAGUCAAGAGGACAAGUCAAGAUUUAAUCAUACUACAAAUAGGUCUUCAAUCAGUAGUACAGGUGAUCUGGUAUCUAGUCGGAAAGAAAACUGUUCAAAAAUAAACAAGGACUACCCGGAGCUACAAUCUACAAAGGUUGAAAGCAAUAUUUGUUCGCAGAAUACUCAAUUGGAACAGCAUAAAGAUAUUUUAGCAAAGCUUGCGCUUGAUCUCAAGGAUGACAUAUCAACAAGUAUAGCUGGAGUCAGACACUGGAACCGUCCUAAUGGUUCCGCUUACGGCGUAUCGGAUAGUUUGUACGAACGCAACCCUGCAACUAAUGAGCAGGCUGGACACCCUAUCGCUGAUACAUUCGCUGUGGUGGCCAGGAAAAAUUCAGCAAUUUUGGUUCUAGGGGACGGGGUUAACUGGGGACCUAAAGCUGCUCUUGCAUCCCGUGCAGCAGUUUACGGAGCUAUGGAAUACCUGAACACAGCAUUAUUCGGAGUUACCAGAAGCCGUAGUCUAAGCACCCAGGAUGUUUUUCAAAUUUUACUGAGAAGCUUCCACGCAGCUCAUUGUUUAAUUCUAGAACAGGAUGCAAUGUUAACUACCCUGACAGCAGCAAUUCUACUGCCCACAGAGGGAAACCGGUUCCAUUUUUGUGUAUGCAAUGUUGGGGAUAGCUUGGCCUACGUCUACUCAAAUGGGGAGGUUCGAGAGGUUACCCAAGGUAGUCAUGAUAUAACGGCAAACAGAGAUAUGAGAGAUGCAUUAGGAGCUUUGGGUCCUGUAGAUGGAUUGAAUCCUGAGUUAUCAAAUCUUACUUGUAGUAUAACAGAGGUUCUUCCUGGGGAUAUUGUCUUUUUAACUAGUGAUGGAAUAUCUGAUAAUUUUGACCCUGUAGUGGGCAAGUUUUGUAUACCUAAGAAGCCUGAGAGAUCUAGCUCACUCAAGAGUGGCCCAAAUAUACCCCGGAGUAGACGAGUAUCUGACUCAGAUUUUUUACCAACAGUUGAAGGAUUCCAGAGACACGAACUGACGCUGCUGAGGAUAGAAGAUAUUCUUAACCAUGACUGGGGUUCCAACUCAAUACUUAAUUCAGGCUGUGGUAGAGUAAACAGUGCUGCUGAGCUGUGUCAGCGAAUGUUGGAUUUUUGUCAACGGCUCACUACAGCAAAGAGGAAAAUAUUAGAAGAUCCGGAAUUGUAUCCGGAACAUGACCAAGAUAUGCAGGACCAGAAACUCCGACGUCGGAAGGUUUGUGAAAAGUUAGCCCUGGUUCCUGGUAAGCUGGAUCAUGCUACAAUUUGUGCCUACCAGGUCGGUGACAGAACGCAGGAGCUAUCCGACUACAAGGGGGACAGGACGGAUCUAGUAGGUAGAAAUACUCCUGGACUGGCAGUUUUCGCGCCCCGGGCGUCCUGUGAAGAUUUGUCAAUGCGAGAUUCUCCGGAUUCAGGGGAUGAUGUAACCCCAACUCCUAGUAUAUCGUUAGAUUCAACUCCCCUUGCUAGUGGAGCCAGUAGCCUGGCAGCUACCCCUACACAUACUCCUAGAUCACAUCCUUUCUCUUAAACUAGUCUUGUAAAUUUAAUCUUAUAAGGGACAAUUAUUUUUUCCAGGAUGCUUUUGAGUCACCUGUGUCCCUAUUUAAUAGUCUAGUUGGAAUAAUUAGUAUCAGACAGAACCAUAUCGAAAAAAGCUCCUUGUUUUUACUUUUAGGUCAUUAUAUCUCCUUCGAAAAAACAUAAACAUAAAAACAUUCAAAUUUAGAAAUCGCUAUUGAAGAUUAAUAAAAUGCUAAUAAAUUUUAAGGAUAAAAAGGGGGGGGGACUUACACGCAGUUUUGGCCGUUUUCAUACACAACCUAUAAAUUAAUGUCAUGUAAAUAACCUAGCACAUUUUUUUUCAACACCGUAUUAUUUUUUUCACAUUCGCAAAUUUUGUCACAAUAAUUGUCCAGAUCAGAUCAAUUGAAAAAUCGGCUCGCCUUUCUAUUCUAAAUAAAAGGUUUUAUUUUUAAUCCUUUAUAGUCAAUGCAAUGAUCAUGAAUCCUGAUGCAAUUACACUUUUACAUUUACUAGUUUUGCUGUCUAAAAAUCCUGGUUGUAGAUGAUCUCUUCGUACAUUCAAGUUAUGAAUGAAUGGAAAUAUGUGUGUAACUUUAUUUUUUUAAACCUCGUUUUUAUGGCUUGAAU
Eurytemora carolleeae is the source of this 3429-nucleotide messenger RNA. Its product is annotated as PP2C-like domain-containing protein CG9801. Lineage: Eukaryota; Metazoa; Arthropoda; Copepoda; Calanoida; Temoridae. The coding region runs from base 149 to 2806 and encodes 885 amino acids. The record is from RefSeq and is a predicted model, not a curated record. The transcript is spliced from 23 exons.